Messenger RNA from Notothenia coriiceps (black rockcod), 1314 nucleotides. RefSeq names its product nucleosome-remodeling factor subunit BPTF-like. The transcript is spliced from 2 exons. Gene Ontology annotation, biological process: regulation of transcription by RNA polymerase II. The record is from RefSeq and is a predicted model, not a curated record. Gene Ontology annotation, molecular function: RNA polymerase II cis-regulatory region sequence-specific DNA binding. Gene Ontology annotation, cellular component: NURF complex. Bases 1 to 1314 code for a protein of 437 amino acids. NCBI's taxonomy places the organism in Eukaryota, Metazoa, Chordata, Actinopteri, Perciformes, Nototheniidae.
AUGAGAGGGAAAAGAGGCAGGCCGCCCAAACCUCUCCAAGCGGAGGAUUCUUCCCCGGCUGCAACGCGAGGUUUGCGGCCGCGGAGGAACAUAAAGCCCCGGGUGCGAAGUGACGACCACAGCGGGGAUGAGGAGGCAAUAAGCCCCGCAAGAGAGAGCCCUAAGCGGCGGAGAGGAGGAGGCAGGUUGGGGGGGUCGGGGACGACAACACGGGGCCGGGGAAGAGGGGGCAGAAGUCGGGGACGAGGAGGGAGGCGAACCCCGGUCUGCAAAACCGUGGUGUACGACGACCAUGAAAGUGAUGAAGACGACGAUGCUGUGAGUCUGAGAUCCGAAGAGGAGGAGGUGGAGGAGCCCCAGUCUGAGGAAGAUGAGGCCCUGAAAGAGGAAUCUGACUGCCUGGAGGAAGAGGAGGAAGAGGAGGAGGAUGGUGGAAGUUUGUGCACGGAGAGUAGCUUCAGGAGUCAGAGCACACAUGCAAGCACUCCAGGGAAGAGAAAAGGCCGGCCUCGACCUCGCAGCCCUAUCCUGGAGGAGAAGGAGAUUCCUGCUCUCAAACUCCCCGACUCCUCCGAGGACCUCCUGGUUCCCAGCGCCGAACUCCUCAACGCCGCCUCCAUCUACGAGGUGCUACGUAACUUCAGCACGGUGUUGCGUCUCUCCCCGUUUCGCUUCGAGGACUUCUGUGCGGCGCUGGUGGGUCAGGAGCAGUGCACUUUAAUCGCAGAGACACAUAUAGCCCUCUUGAAGGUCAUCCUACGUGAAGAAGACACCUCCAACACCACGUUUGCCCCCGCCGACCUCAAAGACAGCGUCAACUCCACUCUGUAUUUUAUCGACGGCAUGACGUGGCCGGAGGUUUUGCGCGCGUACUGCGAGAGCGACCGGGAGUACCAUCACGUUCUGCCCUAUCAGGAAGUGGAUGAGUAUCCUUAUGGUCCACUUGAGAGUAAAAUCAAGGUGUUGCAGUUCUUAGUGGAUCAGUUUCUGACCACCAACAUCGCCCGUGACGAGCUGAUGUCCGACGGCACCAUGCUGUACGACGACCACUGCCGAGUGUGUCACCGUCUCGGGGACCUGCUGUGCUGUGAGACGUGCUCAGCGGUGUAUCACCUGGAGUGUGUGAAGCCCCCGCUGGUGGAGGUACCGGAGGACGAGUGGCAGUGCGAGAUCUGCGUCGCUCAUAAAGUGCCGGGGGUCACCGACAGCGUGACGGAGGCGCAGAAGAACCGGCCGUAUAUCAGACAGGAGCCCAUCGGAUACGACCGGCACCAGAGGAAGUACUGGUUCCUGAACAGGAGGAUUAUUGUGUAA